Teleopsis dalmanni is the source of this 1188-nucleotide messenger RNA. RefSeq lists its product as uncharacterized. Bases 1 to 1188 code for a protein of 395 amino acids. The transcript has a single exon. NCBI's taxonomy places the organism in Eukaryota, Metazoa, Arthropoda, Insecta, Diptera, Diopsidae. The record is from RefSeq and is a predicted model, not a curated record.
AUGGUGCUUUCGGAAAAUGGAGAAGUUCUUCGUGUUGCCUUUGCAGAAGAUAUUCCUCGUGUUUUUACCUAUGUGGAUUAUGGGAACAAAACAUACUUUUGUGGUGCUUACAUACAAACAAUUCUGAAUUUUGCUUAUUACCGGAAUUACGAUAUACAAUUGGACUACAAUGAUAUUUAUAACACUUCAAGAAUAUAUCCGCUUAUUACAAAUGGUUUCUACAAUGCGUCUCUACCAGGUAGUGUGUAUACGGAACAAGUUAAAGGUAUGCAGUUCAGUUAUCCGCAGGAAUUUGUUAAGAAAUGCGUAAUGAUACCAUUAGAGGAUGAAAUACCGAAGUAUUACUAUAUAGUUUGGCCAUUCGAUUGUUAUAUCUGGAUUGUAUGGUGCUUAAGUAUUUUGGCAUUCUCAGUAUUGUUCCGAUACAUGAGUUCCAAUCCAUUGAAAAGGUACACACUAUCCAUAGCUAAUAAAUUGCCAGAUAGCAUUGCUGUUUUAUUGCAUUCACCUAAUAUGCGCCUACCAUCCAAGUAUGAGUCUAUGAGAGCUACAAUAUUGUAUCUAUUGCUCAUAUUGUUUGGUUUUGUUUUACAUAAUUUUUAUGAUGCAUAUCUACAUACGUACAAUUUGAAACCAGUUUUCCAGAAACGCAUUGAUAACAUCGAUGAUCUAUUACAUGGGAAUAUAAAAAUUUUGUUACCACCAGACACUUUAGAAGACAUACAAGGUAACGAAAUGUAUGAGAAAUUAAAGUCGAUACUUUUGGUUGUAUAUCGGCCAGAGUUUUAUGCGAAGAUCAAUAGUUUGAAUAGAUCAUUUGGUUAUUUAGUCGGUGGAGAUAGAUGGAGUUAUGUGCAAAUGCAACAGAAUGCAUUAAAAAAGCCUUACUUUUAUUACUCUGAUAUCUGUUUGGACACGGCAUUUAAGGCAUUUCCAGUUCAACAAAAUGCAAGAUUCCUUGAGUCUUUCGAUUUAUUUAUAAUGCUUAUAAAUCAAUCGGGUUUAUGGAUGAAAUGGCAUAGACACGCUAUUUUGAUAGCUUUACGUAAAAAAUAUGCAGCAGUACUUUUGGACUCAUAUCCUGUAAAUCCAUUAGAAUUGAAUUAUUUUAAUAUAGCCUGGAUGAUCUGGUGUGUUGGAAUUCUUCUAAGUCUCACUAUAUUUUCAAUAGAGCGUUUGCAAAACUAA